UGAAUCUUAAGCAAUUGUAACGGCAAUUUGUUAAGGAAGUGGGAUUCUAUGUAGUUCAGUUCGAAGAUCGUAGCGUUUAAGUUUAACAAUCGACAUGGAGGUACACCCAUCUAUAAUCUCGGUAGUUGAGUCAAACGGUUGUGAGCAGGCAUGAUGAUGAUCGCCUCACGCGGAGCUCUCCCGUUCCCCCAGUAGUGGCUACGUAUUUGGACCUCAAUUUUAACGUCCGUUAAAGUCAGUGUCACUCGGGAGAGCCGUGUUUUUCGGUGUAGAGCCCACUUUUCGGAUGACUAUUGCUCAAGUGGAGGUUAUGCCGCCGUUUCGUUUCCAUCGGCCGCCAUUUGCAAUCCGCUCUGCGUACGCGCAUUGUCACUGGGUGCUCGAGCCAGCGGCAGUUCCGUGCCUGCGCAGCGCGUUCUUCCGCCAAUGCUCGUCCUCAAGCUAAUACUGCACAAAGUAUUUAUUCCUUUUUUUGCUUUGCUGACAUUUUUCACAGACUUUGCUAAAAAGGGCACACAUUUUCAAUACAGGAAACCUUUACAACAUGUCAGAGACCAUUAAGUAUGUUGACGAAGAACACAAAACCAUCUUUCUGAAGAUACUUAACGAACAAAGACUGGAAGGUGAACACUGUGACAUUGCUGUGGUUGUUGAAGACGUAAAAUUCAGGGCACAUCGUUGUGUUUUAGCAGCUUGCAGCAAUUACUUCAAGAAACUUUUUAAGAAACACGAGGUAGACAAUUCCUCUGUCAUAGAGAUCGAUUUCAUCCGCUCAGACAUUUUUGAAGAGGUCCUGAACUACAUGUACACAGCCAAGAUAUCUGUGAAGAAGAAAGAUGUCAAUUUGAUGAUGUCUUCAGGUCAGAUUCUUGGCAUCAGGUUUUUGGACAAGCUCUGCUCACAGAAACGUGAUAUGUCUCCACCCGAGGAGAAGACUGAUAGCGUAAAUGCAAAGUUUGCCUACGAUAUCGUGAAAAUAACCAUUCCAAACGAGGAAUCUCAAGAGAAUCGGGAUCAGGAGGUGCAGGUACUUGGGGACCACGAGGAAAAUCCGACGGAUGACAUUGUUGAGGAGCCAAACUCCAACCAAGACUUGGAGAAGUCUCCCAACAGUGCCUUGAGGGUGCAGGAAGCCAUUCUGAAGGAGCUGAGUGCUGCUGAGGAGGUUCACAAAGUUGGCUGCUACGAUCAGGAAGUAGAAGCCAUGGAGGCUGAGCCGAAGGACUUGGGGUCACACGCCACCCAGACUCUGACAUUUGCUGACAGCAUGGGCGAAGUCAAAGACGAGCAACCACCGGGGUGGACCACUGCAGCCAGCGACAUGAAAUUUGAGUACUUGCUAUACGGGCACCGAGAGCAGCUUGCUUGCACGGUGUGUGGCAAGACCUUCAUCGAUGAGAAUCGUUUGCGGAAGCAUGAGAAGCUCCACUCUGCUGAACGGCCCUUCAUCUGCGAGAUAUGCACGAAGGCAUUCACCACCCAAGCCCACCUCAAAGAGCACCUGAAGAUCCACACAGGCUUCAAACCAUACCGCUGCGACGUGUGCGGGAAGUCCUUCAUCCGGGCACCGGACCUGAAGAAGCACGAGCGCGUCCACAGCAAUGAGCGACCGUUUGGCUGCCAGAUGUGCGACAAGGCCUUUAAGCACAAAUCGCACCUGAAGGACCAUGAACGGCGGCACCGGGGCGAGAAGCCCUUUGUGUGCGGUGCCUGCACGAAGGCCUUCGCCAAAGCCUCGGACCUGAAGAGGCAUGAGAACAACAUGCACAGUGAGCGGAAGCAGCUGCCCAUCGGCGCUUUACAGAGCGAGACAGAGCAGCUCCAGGCUGCCGCUAUGGCGGCUGAGGCCGAUCAGCAGCUGGAAUCCAUCGCGUGUUCGUAGCCCUGAGCGCCAGCUCCAUGUGGGCCUGCCACUGUAAUAUCCUUAGAACAUAA
This is a messenger RNA of Scleropages formosus (Asian bonytongue), 1935 nucleotides long. RefSeq names its product zinc finger and BTB domain containing 14 (gene zbtb14). Gene Ontology annotation, molecular function: DNA-binding transcription factor activity, RNA polymerase II-specific; protein binding; RNA polymerase II cis-regulatory region sequence-specific DNA binding. The record is from RefSeq and is a predicted model, not a curated record. Gene Ontology annotation, biological process: regulation of transcription by RNA polymerase II. The coding region runs from base 545 to 1882 and encodes 445 amino acids. The transcript has 2 exons. NCBI's taxonomy places the organism in Eukaryota, Metazoa, Chordata, Actinopteri, Osteoglossiformes, Osteoglossidae.